CAGAACUCUCCGAAGCGGGGCAGUUUAUGUACCGAUGCAUUGAAUGUACCAGUCUCGCCAGUGUGUACCUACUACCUAGAAAUCUCUUCGGAGAACGGACAUUUCUUUCGAUCUUGUAAGUAUGUUAAACUUCGAAGUUCGGGAUCUCAACUCGUCUGCCUCGGAAGUUGGUACAGUAUUCGGACUCCAAGGGGUGAGAAGCGAACUCACUGAUGAAGGGGUAAACAUUACCUAUUUCUCAACAAAGUCAAUUGCCCAGCUCGAGCCCAGGUAAUACUUGUCGGAAGCCACAGAGCAUGGAUCUAUACAUACAUGCGAUAGGACAUAAUUCUGAAUCAGCCGAGUCACCCUUAACUCCUACGUCGCAAGUAGAAGCGGAUGUUUUUCCUCAAGUAGCUAUUCUAUGGUAAUGUGUGGAACAUUUUCUCCCUUCGUUGUCAAGGUGGCGGCUUAGGCGGGGUGUUUUUCUGGAUGAUGAUAUAGGUCCGACAACCUCGGCAUAGAAAACGAUGGGCAAAAACAGAAUCUCGUAUCCACAUUCUUCAACAAAAGCUUACCAAUUCACCCAAACCUCAAGUCAUGUCUCGUUCACGCAAUCAAAAAACGGAGAUUUCGUUUCAAUGGAGAGAAGAUGUUCUCGAAGGGCGACGAAUGAGAACAUGUAUCUGAUACAGUGACCCUGAAAGGUAGGUCGUCUUUAGAAUGUUCUACAAAACUUGCAUGGUUUGAGCUUGGAUGAAGACGUUUACUAGCAGGAACGUCAUACCACAGGAAAAUUCAUUCACAAAGACUAUUCAUAUAUAUCUAUCUCUCUGUCCCCCCUUCAUUCCCUUUCGCUAUAUUCAAUUGCUUUUUCUUUGACAAUCUCACCCUACAACAAUAUAUCUCUAUCUACAUAAAUUAAAACCGCAAAAAUGGUUCAAAACAAAGGUCUUAUCUUCAAGCAAGUUCCUCAGGGAGUUCCUGUUGCAGGAAAGGAUUUGGUAGUUGAGACUCGUGAAUUCGAUCUUGACCAAGCACCACCCGCUGGAGGAAUCACAACCAAGAACUUCUAUGCCUCCUUCGAUCCUUACCAACGUGGACGCAUGAGAGCUGCAGAGACCAAGUCCUACUCCCCAGCUUUCCCAUUGGGACAACCUAUCAACAACAACACCGUUGCCAAAGUUAUCAAGUCAGACAACCCAAAAUUCCAACCAGGAGAUCUCCUCACCGGUUUCAUCUGGACUGAAGAGUACUCUGCUCUUCCAAAACAACUCGCAGAUGGCGCAAGCAAAAUUGAGAACCCACACAACUUGGACGUAAAGCAUUUCCUUGGAGCAUUAGGCAUGCCCGGAUUGACCGCAUACUCCUCAUUCUACGAAAUCGGCAAGCCUGUCAAGGGCGAGACCAUCUUCAUCUCUUCCGCUUCUGGAGCCGUUGGAGCCCUCGUUGGACAACUCGCCAAGCACGAAGGCCUCAAGGUUAUCGGAUCCGUUGGUUCUGACGACAAAUUAGACUACAUCAUCAACGAAUUGAAGUUCGAUGGCGGUUUCAACUACAAGACUGAGAAGCCAGCAGAUGCUCUCAAGCGUCUUGCACCAAACGGCAUCGAUAUCUACUACGAGAAUGUCGGAGGAGAACAAUUAGAAGCUGCUAUCAACGCCAUGAACGAUCACGGUAGAAUCGUUGCGUGCGGUAUGAUUAGCGAGUACAGCAAACCAGAAGCCGACAGAUACCCCAUCAAGAAUUUGAUGAACGUUGUUGCAAAGAGAAUCACAAUGAGAGGUUUCAUCGUUUCUGAUGCUAACAUGGGUCCAUUACAUGUCAAGGCAAGAGAUGAGAAUGUUGCCAAGUGGUUGGCGGAUGGAAGCUUCAAGGCUUCUUUGAGCGUUACUGACGGAAUCGAUAAUGGACCAGAGGGAUUCGUUGGUAUGCUUGCAGGAAAGAACUUUGGAAAGGCGGUUCUUAAGAUUGCUGAUUCCGAGUAAACAACACACACACACAUAUAUAUAUAUAUAAUGCGCUAGAAAAGCUAUGAAAUAAUUAUCUAAAAAAUAUAUACCCAAAUACAAUUUCAUAUGCACCUCCACCCCCGCAAAACAUUGUUCAAUCUAGAAUGUUGACCGGAGCUCGUGAAGUUCCACGACGCUUUAUCUUCCUG
Botrytis byssoidea is the source of this 2140-nucleotide messenger RNA. RefSeq lists its product as uncharacterized. The transcript is spliced from 3 exons. The coding region runs from base 915 to 1967 and encodes 350 amino acids. The record is from RefSeq and is a predicted model, not a curated record. Gene Ontology annotation, molecular function: oxidoreductase activity, acting on the CH-CH group of donors, NAD or NADP as acceptor. NCBI's taxonomy places the organism in Eukaryota, Fungi, Ascomycota, Leotiomycetes, Helotiales, Sclerotiniaceae.